AUGCAUGGACGCAGAAUACUUUUGCUGCUCGACAACGCUGCCGGUCAUGUUGACUUUGAACUGAACAAUGUGUACAUUCAUUUCCUACCAAAAAAUACUACGUCGCACCUGCAACCAAUGGACGCCGGCAUUAUUCGAAACUUCAAGCUGAAGUACAAGAAAUUAUUUGUGCAGUGGGUGAUUGAGCAGACCGGUCCACAGAAGCGGUUAGAUUUGUUGACGGCAAUAAAAUUUGUCGUGGGCGCAUGGAACGCGGAUGCGGAUGCGACAAUUUGA
Messenger RNA from Phytophthora sojae, 276 nucleotides. RefSeq lists its product as hypothetical. Bases 1 to 276 code for a protein of 91 amino acids. The record is from RefSeq and is a predicted model, not a curated record. Lineage: Eukaryota; Oomycota; Peronosporomycetes; Peronosporales; Peronosporaceae. The transcript has a single exon. Gene Ontology annotation, molecular function: nucleic acid binding.